This is a messenger RNA of Malus domestica (apple), 1503 nucleotides long. Its product is annotated as alpha-amylase-like. Gene Ontology annotation, biological process: carbohydrate metabolic process. NCBI's taxonomy places the organism in Eukaryota, Viridiplantae, Streptophyta, Magnoliopsida, Rosales, Rosaceae. The record is from RefSeq and is a predicted model, not a curated record. Gene Ontology annotation, molecular function: calcium ion binding; alpha-amylase activity.
CCUCCAUCUUGUUAUAUAACAUUGAAAAACAGUAUUGAACCAUAACGUUCACAAAGCAAUUCAAGCUCAAAGGAGACAUGAACACUCGAAACGUUCCCCUCAUCUGUUUCCUACUCUCUAUCCUUCUCACACCCAACUUCACUGCUUCACAGAUCAUCUUUCAGGGGUUCAACUGGGAAUCAAGCAGGAAGGGAGGAUGGUACAACAUUUUAAAGCAGUCUGUACAAGACCUAGCUAGUUCCGGAAUCACACAUGUUUGGCUUCCUCCAUCUUCUCAUGCUGCUUCAGAUGAAGGAUACAUGCCGGGAAGGCUUUAUGAUCUCAAUUCAAAAUUUGGAAACAAAGAUGAAUUGAAGUCACUGGUAAGUGCGUACCGCAACAGUGGGAUACAGUCUGUGGCAGAUAUAGUUAUAAACCACAGAACUGCAGAGAAGCAAGACGAGAGAGGAAUAUGGUGCAUCUUUGAAGGAGGAACUGACGAUGAUCGCCUUGAUUGGGGGCCGUCUCUUAUUUGCGGUGAUGAUACAAAAAUUGAUGGCAAGGGAAACCCUGACACUGGAGAGGACUUCGGUGGUGCUCCUGACAUUGACCACAAAAACACAAGGGUUCAGAAAGAGCUCUCGGAUUGGAUGAAUUGGUUAAAGACUGAAAUCGGGUUCAGUGGUUGGAGAUUUGAUUUUGUUAAGGGAUAUGCUCCUGAAUAUACCAAGCUGUAUAUGACAAAUACAAGUCCAAAUUUCGCAGUAGGGGAACUUUGGAAUUCCCUUUCUUAUGGAAGUGAUGGAAAACCGAACCCAGAUCAAGAUGCACAUCGACAAGCGCUAGUCGGAUGGGUGGAGAGUGCUGGAGGAGGUGUUACAGCAUUUGAUUUUACAACUAAAGGGAUACUUCAAGCUGCAGUCCAAGGGGAGCUUUGGAGGCUGAAGGACUCGAAUGGUGGCGCUCCAGGGAUGAUCGGAUUGAAGCCAGGAAGUAGUGUAACUUUCAUUGACAAUCAUGAUACAGGUUCCACACAACAUUUGUGGCCAUUUCCAUCUGAUAAGGUCAUGCAGGGAUAUGCUUACAUUCUCACUCAUCCAGGGAUCCCAUCAAUAUUUUAUGAUCACUUCUUUGACUGGGGCUUGAAAGGGGAGAUCUCUAAACUCACUGCAAUCAGAUCGAGAAAUGGGAUCAAACCCGACAGUGCCUUGCGCAUUCUAGCAGCCGAUGCAGAUGUCUAUGUAGCUUCCAUAGAUGAGAAAAUCAUAGUCAAGAUUGGUCCGAAGAUGGAUUUAGGCCAACUUAUACCUCCAAACUUCCAAGUUUCGACUUCUGGAAAGGAUUAUGCCGUGUGGGAGAGAAAGGCAUGAGGGCCUGUAUCAUCUGGAAUAAGGCUACUUUUGAAUUAAAUAAACUCUCUGUUAUAGUAAUUUAAAAGUUGAUCAUGUAUUUUAUUUCCCAACGUUUUGUUUUUUUAUAUUCCUCCAAGAUGGAGAAUUACCAAGAAAGUGGAGUUUUCUCCUA